AUGAAACCGAAAAAUUCCCGCAAAACUACGAAACCCCAGAAGCAAAAUCAACCAAACGAAGAAACUACGACCACACCAGAAGAGUUCUCAUUCGCCAUAACGAGAGUCGCAGUUUCUCAGAUCUGCAAAUCAUUCGGUUUCAAGGGCGCUCAAAGCUCAGCCCUUGAAACCCUAACUUUGAUCACAACAAAGUACCUUCAAGAGCUUGCCCAGUUGGCUUCAUCCUAUUCCCAUUCAUCCUGUCGCACUGAAUCCAACGCUUUUGACGUCAUUAACGCCCUACAUGACUUCAAUUUGUUAGAGGGCUUUGUGGGUGCUUCAAAAAUUGAAGGCAACAAUUGCUUGUUGAGUUCUAGGGUUUUGAAAGAGCUUGCGGGUUUUGUUAAGUACAGCGAUGAAACCCCGUUUGCUAAACCUGUUCCAAGAGUCCAAAAAACCAAACUUUUGAGUAAAGGGUUGGUGCCUUGUAGUGAAAAGGAGAUGAUGAAGAAGAAGAAUUUGCAUAUUCCUAAAUGGUUGCCGGCUUUGCCGGAUUUGAGUGGAGGUGUUUGUGAGAAGAAGAGAAGUUUAUGGGAGAAUUCAGGGGCGGUGGAGGGGAAGGGAGAAGUAGGUGGAGAGUUGAGUGUAAGAAAGGAAAGUUUGGGGGGUGAUUUGGUUAGAGAGAGAAGGAAGGUGAGGUUUAAAAUUGGGUUGAAAGAAAAUAUGAUGAGCAAUGGAAUAUGUAAAGGUGCUGGGAACGAUGAAGAAGAUAAGAGAAUGAGAAAGAGAAAGAGAUAUUAG
Messenger RNA from Mangifera indica (mango), 780 nucleotides. Its product is annotated as transcription initiation factor TFIID subunit 8-like. Gene Ontology annotation, cellular component: transcription factor TFIID complex. The record is from RefSeq and is a predicted model, not a curated record. The transcript has a single exon. The coding region runs from base 1 to 780 and encodes 259 amino acids. NCBI's taxonomy places the organism in Eukaryota, Viridiplantae, Streptophyta, Magnoliopsida, Sapindales, Anacardiaceae. Gene Ontology annotation, molecular function: protein heterodimerization activity.